AUGCACCUGCGCCUGAGCAUCACUGCACCUGCACCGCACGCCUGCUGCCCGCACCUGCCCCACGCACCUGCACGCACGCCUGCGCCUGCGCCCGCACCUGCGCGCGCCUGCGCAUCACCGCCUGAGCGUCCGCUUGCACCGCACCACGCACCGCGCCUGAGGUCACUUGCGCGGCGCCUGGGCGAUCCGCUGUGCGCCUGCGCCACGCACCUCCGCGCCGCACGCUCACGCUGCCGCCUGCGCGCACGUCCUGCGCCUGCGCCACGCGCCUGUGCGUCACCCGCGCCUGCAUCCGCCGCACCUGCACCCGCACGCUGCCGCCUGAGCAUCACGCUGUGCACCUGCGCCACCACGCCUGCGCCUCAGGCAUCCACUUGCACCUGCAACCUGCCUGCGCCUGAACGUCCGCCCUGUGCACCUGCACCACACACCUGCGCACCACCAUACGUCGUUAUGCCUGCGCCACGCACCCGCGCACCAGCCUACGUCACGCCUGCGCACCCACCUGCGCCCAGCCGCACCUGCGCCUGA
Messenger RNA from Homarus americanus (American lobster), 531 nucleotides. RefSeq names its product predicted GPI-anchored protein 58. The coding region runs from base 1 to 531 and encodes 176 amino acids. NCBI's taxonomy places the organism in Eukaryota, Metazoa, Arthropoda, Malacostraca, Decapoda, Nephropidae. The record is from RefSeq and is a predicted model, not a curated record. The transcript has a single exon.